Molecule: messenger RNA, 1039 nt
Organism: Cuscuta campestris
Lineage: Eukaryota; Viridiplantae; Streptophyta; Magnoliopsida; Solanales; Convolvulaceae
Source: the annotation of a GenBank genome assembly
CCCCCUCUAUUCUUUACCCUCUUUUCUCUCAUCGAUUUUAACCCAAAAAAAAAAAAGAAAAGAAAAGAAAAGAAAAGAAAAACCUGAACUGUAAAAUUACUAAAAUGCCAUCAUCAACAUCAUCAUCCUACCAGACCAUAGCCAAGACCACCACCGCCGCAACCCUCGGCGGCGUGUUCCUGCUUCUCUCCGGCCUGACGCUCGCCGCAACCGUUGUGGGCCUCGUCGCUGCCACGCCGGCGCUGGUGGUCUUCAGCCCGGUGAUCGUCUCCGCCGCGUUUGCCCUCUCCUUGAUACUCUCCGGCCUGGCGGUGUCCGGAGUUUGCGGCACCGCGGCCUCCUUCCUGCUCUACUGGAUGUACUGUUAUGCCGCCAGCGGGAAGGCGGCAGACAGAGCAGCCGGGAUAAUUGCCGGGGGAGAUCAUGAUGAACGUCAGGUUGCGGUGGAGGUGGAGGAAGAGGAAGACAACUUGGGAAGAGACAUUGAUGUGGAUUAAAUUAAUUAAACAAAACACUUUUUCAACAAAAUACUUGCACUUUCAAACUUAUAUUUUACUUUUUUUUUUAACAAAUCACCACAUUUUCUUUUAAAAAGUCUAUUUUAUCCCAACUAAAUCAUAUACUUCUUCCAUUCUUGAAAAUACUCCCCAUUUUGAUUAAGUGCCAAAAUAAAGAAGUGUUAAAUUAUACUCCGUAGUUGACUGCCAUUUUACGUACCCUUGAUAUUGAAGGAUAAAAAUAAGAUGUGAUGGAUAGAUUAUUCGAGAAAAAGUAUGAUGUGAUAGGAUGUUUCCAUCAUCUCCGAUGGAGCCAAAAUUUCACCUGUUUUUGGCUUUGGGGUGUGAUGGAAUAAAUCAAAAUGGAUAUCUAAACUAUUUGCGCUUCUUUAAUUAAUGAAGUAGCAGUUAGUCAAGCAAUGCAACUUUCGACGUUGAGCCGGGGGUCUCUUUGGAAACAGCCUCUCUACUUUCGAGUAGGGGCAAGGUCUGCGUACACACACCCUCCCCAGACCCUACUCUUGUGGGAUUUAACUGGGUUG